AUGGCGGAAGAGGGAUCUUCACUGUCUAGUUAGGUUCUCUAGAAACAACAAAGGCGAUAAACGGUAAUUUUUUUCAGGAAUGAGCACAGUAUGUUUGAUUUUAUAGUUUCUGAAACGAUACUAAUAUCUUACAACACAAGUUCGUUAGCUACAGAGGCGCGAGCUAGCAGUGUAAACGUAGAGCUGGUUAAUUGUCAGUUAUCGGCCGCUGGUUUUCUAUAAGAACAUAAACACGUCGGAGAAGCUGUCAGAAACGCGGUUUUUUAAUCCAAAGUUGUUAUGUUUUGUGAGCCGAAUUUACCAGAAAACUAUAAUCUUUAACAUUUGCUGUUAUUAUUUCGGUUUGCACACACAUUUCUAAUAAAAUCAGCUGUUUUCUGUUAGAACUGCCUUUCUGAUAUAACAUUUCUGUUGUGCGUUUCCUUGCAGUGGGCUGAGAGGAUGAAGCAGCAGGAGCAGGUGGAGUGGGACGAUGUGAACAAACUUCUGCAGCAUCAGGGUUUUAAGCCGGUGUUUUUUGCAGACCCUGUUGAGAAUAAGAAUCUUUCAGAUUUGGUCCUGCUUGACAAGAAAUCAGCUGGUGAGGUGAGGACCACUCUAAGGACAAUGCUGACAGACUCAGAUAGGAGACAAGCCCUCAUCCAGGAGCUGGCCAAGUCCAACAACCAACUCAAAGAGGAGGCCCAGAAGCACAUGAACCGAGCAGCUCAGCAGUCUCAGAGGAUCACAGAGCUGGAGGCUCUGCUGGACCAGGUGACGACCAGAGUCCAGGACCUGGAGGACCGCUACCUGGGCAAAGCUGUCCAACAGCACAGCUACACCCAGCAGCUGCAGCAAGGACAAGCAGAAGCAGAGAAACGGUGCCAGCUUCUAGAGCUGAAGCUGAGGAAAAAGGAAGAGGAAGCAGCUCAGAUCCAGAGGAAGCUUCACUUCGCCCUCAGAGAGGAAGAGCAGCGAUUGGCCCGGCAGAGUCAGACUUUCCACAACAUCUGCAGGAAGCUCUUCCAGCCCAGAUGUGCAGCCGAUCAACAGGUGAUGGAUGUGAUCGACUACUACGAAACUAAACUCAGUCACCUGCUGGAGGAGCUGAGAUCUGCCAGAGGAGAAGCAGACGGAUCUAAGAAGACAUCCACCUCCGUUACUCCAUCUUUUACAACCAUUCUCCAGUCCUUCCAGGAACAGCAGAAAGAGGCCAGCCGUCAGGUGGAGGAGCUGAAGAGGGAUGUUGAUCGGCUGAAGCAGGAGCUGGACACAAGGCCCACGCUGAAAGAAGUGAAGUUCUACAAACACAAACUGAGACGUCUGGAGGGAUUAAACAGAAGCAUGAACACCAGACACGGCACGUAUGAGAUGAAUGAGAGAACCAGUGACGAGUCCAGUGGCUGCCGGCUGUGUGACCAGUACCACCAUCUUCUGACUGGGAUCGCCGCCGUUGUCACCGAUCCCAACGCUCCGUUACGACUCUGCCGUCUCAACGCAUCCUCUCAGCGCUCCGACCCGGCGGACUUCCAGGUUCUGCUCCCGAUUCUGGAGGAGCGGGCGCAGCAGCUCCACCUGCUGAAGGAUCUUCAGCACAGUAUAAACAAGCUGACUGUCAAGCUGUUGCCGUGGCAACCUCACAAGGGGGAUGUUGCAGAUGGGGUGAAGGUGGAGGACAUGAUGGUGCUAGUGGAUGCCAUGUUGGAGAACUCUUCAGCCGAUGACGAGCAGAAGCUCCGGAGCCCCACCCGCUACACCCUGGCCUCCAUGGUGUCUCAUUUCCAGAAGCUGUUUGACAUCCGCUCUCUCAGCGGGGUCUUUCCUCGCAUGAACGAGGUCUACACCCGACUGGGGGAGAUGACCAACGCCAUGAGGAACCUCAGAGAUGUUCUGAACCUAGAUAACAGAGUUCCUGCAGCUGAGGUGGUGAACCAUGUGGCCAGACUGGUUUCCUCUAACACCAGUGCUGCAGCGCUCCAGGACCUGCAGGGAGAAGCCGACAUCAACAGCAUCAUCGUCAAGGUGAAGCAGCACGAUGAGUUCUUCCCGGCUUUCCACGCCCUCGUUACAGAAAUGCUGCUCGUUCUGGGUGUGGCUCACCUGGAUGACGUCCUUCCUGCCGUGAAGUCUUUAAAAGAGAAACAGUGACCUGCUGCUGUCUUCUGGUUCUGGAUCGUCAUUUUUAACUUAAAUAAAACCUUUGAAUGAGUUCA
Messenger RNA from Melanotaenia boesemani (Boeseman's rainbowfish), 2192 nucleotides. It is a transcript of the gene cep70, whose product is annotated as centrosomal protein 70. The coding region runs from base 442 to 2127 and encodes 561 amino acids. Gene Ontology annotation, cellular component: centrosome. Gene Ontology annotation, biological process: regulation of microtubule cytoskeleton organization; cilium assembly. The record is from RefSeq and is a predicted model, not a curated record. Gene Ontology annotation, molecular function: gamma-tubulin binding. The transcript is spliced from 16 exons. Lineage: Eukaryota; Metazoa; Chordata; Actinopteri; Atheriniformes; Melanotaeniidae.